Messenger RNA from Tachysurus fulvidraco (yellow catfish), 2842 nucleotides. RefSeq names its product RING finger protein 11-like. The transcript has 3 exons. NCBI's taxonomy places the organism in Eukaryota, Metazoa, Chordata, Actinopteri, Siluriformes, Bagridae. Bases 464 to 928 code for a protein of 154 amino acids. The record is from RefSeq and is a predicted model, not a curated record.
AGAGCACAACACAGUGACGUCUCCGUGUUGUCUCCUAGCAGAGGAGGAAACAGGGAAGGCCGAAGAAUUGUAUAAAAUGUGUAGCUAAAAAAAAAUAUUGUCAUUCUAAGCGAAAUAUUUAUCCGUAUUAUCGUCUAAAGCGAGAUUUGUUUGGGUUGAAUCGUGUCGCGUUACUGAACGGAAAUGACGUGAUGCUAUAGUUGAUGAAAACUUUCAGUUUUUAUCGUUCUAGCUAGUUUGUGCUAGCGUCUUAGCGGCUGUUUGUUUUGCUAGCAUGGUUUAGUUUGUUUUGUUUGUUUUUGUUUGUUUGUUUGUUUAUCCACGAUGAAUGAGAAAUCGUAAACAAUUCGUUAUACGUGUUAUUUUGAGAUAGUGUUUGUCUAAUUAAGUGUGGAGAAGAGAAGAGUGUAGAGACAGACGAGCUGCUCUGUGUUUGCUAGCUCUCUGACUAGCAUUAGUAAACAUGGGAAACUGUCUGAAAUCCCCGACAUCGGACAACAUUUCGUUACUGCACGAGUCUCAUUCGGACCGAACCAGCACCGGGGACGGACCCGAGCACGAGUUCGAGCCUCCUCCACCCUAUGAGGAGCAGGUACGUAUGCCUGUGUACCAUCCCACACCCAGCCAGACGUGUUUGGCCACCCAGCUGACAGAAGAGGAGCAGAUCCGCAUCGCUCAGCGCAUCGGCCUCAUUCAGCACCUGCCCAGAGGAGUGUUCGAUGGAGGGAAAGACGGAUCUGAGAAGAAGAUCCGAGAGUGUGUGAUUUGUAUGAUGGACUUUGUAUACGGAGACCCCAUCAGGUUCCUGCCCUGCAUGCACAUCUACCACAUGGACUGCAUAGACGACUGGCUCAUGCGCUCCUUCACCUGUCCUUCCUGCAUGGAACCAGUCGACGCCGCGCUCCUCUCCACGUACGAGACCAACUGACGCCGCGUUCUCUCUGGAGAGACACCUUCGCUCUCCCACAGAUCUCAGCAACAGCAUCCAGCUAAUAGCGGACGAAGGCCUUCAUCGUGUCCCUUGCCGCUGUUAUCGGUUUGGGAUAGAGGCCAGUUUUUUUAAAAUACCCAGCGUUCCCACACACACACACACACACACAAAUACACUUCUUUUUCAUGCAUCAGUUAGUCAUCAUUUUCGGGGCGUAUCUGCAGAACGAGAAGAGAUUCCUGAGGACUGAAGUCUAUAUCCUCAAGCACUUAUAUGCAGGCCUAGAGCUACAGUGAUCGAACACUGUAAUUUUUGUGUUUACUGACCCAAAACGGUCUGCCUGAGAAAUCCGGCAUGGUUCUUCUUCGCUUUGAUUAAACGUGCGUCUAACGCUAAGAAACAGGGGUGUACAACGAUCUCCCAGGACGUGCAGAUUCGUACCACAACAUGUCUUUGCCUCCGAUUUAUUGCGCCUGACUUAUUGGCAGCGAAGUUAUACUAACUCAAAUAACCAGUCUUUACACCCAUGGUGCGCAUCACUAAACCCACAACAUGUCGAUCCUUUCCACUUCUGUCAGCCAAGAACAGGAAGCUGGUGCAAACCGUGUGUAUCUGUGUGUAUAGUCAUGUUAUGAUUUAGCUAAGCAGAUGUUUGUUUAGCAGUUUUUUUUUUUAAAUGUCACUUUGACAUAAUAAAUACAUUUCUAUAAUGAUGUAUAAAGCGAUGACAAUGUGGCUGUUCCACAACGUUAAACCCUACUAUAAACAGAUCGAACGUAUGACGUCAUCCUUUCGGCAAAUUGCUGUAGUAGGACGUGUAGAUAUCGAGAGUACCGUCAUUAGCAGUACCGUUGCUUCCUUUUUGCUGCAUCACAUGACUCUGAGGUUGUAAUUACUUCCGGCUACAAGCGUCAAGGGUUUUAUUCCCUACUCGAAACAUCUGAACGUUUUGACUCUUUAUAUUCUUUGAGUGUUUAGAGUGACUAAAGAUGGUUGUACACCCCUGAACUGCAGUUACAAUACACGACGCGUCCGCCGUUGCCGCGGGUUUCCGCAGACCUGCCGCAGGUCUCUUCCCAAUCAUUUUAUUGCCAAAGGCGCAGAAACUAAAACAAGGAACUCGUGUAAAAAAAAAAAAAAAAGGGCUCAGUCAUGCAUGGUGGAGGGGGGAGUUUGGGGGGAGUUUUGGUCGAACCAAAUGACUACCUGUCUCAAUCUACAUUUAGAAAUGCUUGCACACACACACACACACACACACACACACACAAACUAUUAUAUACUAAACCUAGAGAUUUGCACUUUACACAUAAUUCUAAGAAUAAUGUAUUUAUGUAGAAUCUUGCACCAGUUUAUUUUUUUUUUAUUAUUAUUAUUUUUUGUUCUUCUUCUUCUUUCAGUAGUGCUGAUGAUUUGUAUUCCUCAAAGCAGGUGAUCUACAGUGAGGUCCAAAAGUCUAAUGAAAAUUCUUCUUCAUCUUCAGAAUACCGACAUGGAUUUCAGACUUCAUUAACAUCUGGUUGGUGAACAUUAACAACACUCGAGCCGCGCGGACCGCACAAGUCUGUACAAAAAAGACGUACGAUCCGUCUUAGCGUCACGGGAUCGACGGAUAGAUUAUUUAUUUAUUUUUUUUCGUACAAAGCAGUAACACGAUCAUUAACAUACAUUUGUUUACAUUCGAGACAAGACCUAGAAAUAGUGCAGAACCUUGAAUAAUAAUUCAAUUGUAUUUGUAUUCAAUACAGACUUUUGGACCCCGUUGCUUCAUCGUUUAUCCAUUUGUAUUAUUCAGAGUACAUUAUUUCACAAAUCUAACAAUAUCCAGACUUCGUUGUUGACUUGACAAACUGAUGCUGUUCACCGUGGUGGAUCGCACCACGGUCAAUAAAAACGCAGACUAUUAAACGGAAA